CCAUCACAAACAGAAUCUCACAUCCAAAGGUGGGCUUUUGGAUUGAAUACAGAUCAAAAGGUCGUCGCCAACGACCUAAAAACUCCAACACCGUUUGCUGAUUCCGUUGUCUCAGUGAAGCAAAAUCUCUACAUGCUAUACAUACACAAGAGACGGAUAUACAAGCGCUUAUAUAGAAAGAGAAAGUAGAGAGAGGAACAAAGAGGGGAAGGGAAUAGAUCAUGGUGUCGUACAUAAGCGCGUUGCUGUACGGAGUUGGCGGGAUAGUGGUGGCGGGGAUGGCAUUGCUCGUUGCUUUUCAGGAGAAGCUUGUCUAUGUCCCGGUGCUGCCUGGACUCACUAAAUCCUACCCUAUGACGCCAGCCCGCCUCCGUCUCCUUUAUGAAGACGUAUGGCUCACAUCCUCCGAUGGCGUCAGCCUCCAUGCCUGGUUUAUAAAGCUCUUCCCCGAUUGUCGAGGUCCAACUAUUCUCUUUUUCCAGGAAAAUGCAGGAAACAUUGCUCAUCGUCUUGAAAUGGUUCGCAUUAUGUUGCAGAGGCUACAGUGCAAUGUGUUUCUGCUUUCUUACAGAGGUUAUGGAGCUAGUGAAGGAUUGCCUUCACAACAUGGUAUCACAAAGGAUGCCCAGGCUGCAUUGGAUCAUCUUGUCCAGAGGACAGACAUUGACACAUCCAAAAUUGUAGUCUUUGGAAGGUCACUUGGGGGAGCUGUUGGGGCUGUUCUUACCAAGAACAAUCCAGACAAGGUUGCUGCUUUAAUAUUAGAAAAUACUUUCACAUCCAUACUGGACAUGGCUGGUGUCCUGUUACCCUUUCUGAAGUGGUUUAUUGGAAAAAGCAACACAAAGGGUCCCAGAGUCCUGAAUUUUCUAGUUCGGUCUCCAUGGAGCACCAUUGAUAUUAUCAGCGAGAUUAAACAGCCAAUCCUUUUCCUCUCUGGACUACAAGAUGAAAUGGUUCCCCCAUCGCACAUGGAGAUGUUAUAUGCUAAAGCAGCCACACACAAUCGGCAAUGCUUAUUUGUAGACUUCCCCACUGGCAUGCACAUGGAUACAUGGUUAGCUGGUGGAGAUCGUUAUUGGAGAACAAUUAAGGAGUUCAUUGAAAAUAGUGUCCCGAAUAAGAAAGAUGAGGACUCUUCUCGAGAGGUCUGGUAGUGAGCCUUUGGUUUUGCACCUGUGUCAGAUUUUGAGGCGAAGUGAAGCACUGUGGAGUUUCGCCACUUCAGUGUGUUAUAUUGGGCGUUCUCGGACUCAACAGUUGUGCCCUCUUUUGAAUUUUGCAGUGACUAAAAGCUUCUUGUGACUGCCCACCGGUGCAUCUGUUCGGAGCUUUUCUUCUGGGCAAACUUCCAGGAGACGAAAAGGUUUGAUGCUUUAGGCAUAUAUAGCUUGACCUGACAUACUGCAGUAGAUCUCAUCGGACCAAUGGUAUUGUAUGAAUAAUGAACAGGAAAGAAUCUCAAAUUUAAUUCUAGGAAUCCGAACUUCCAUUGCAAUAGUUCUUGUUCCCACUACUAACUUCACUC
Sesamum indicum (sesame) is the source of this 1528-nucleotide messenger RNA. Its product is annotated as alpha/beta hydrolase domain-containing protein WAV2. Gene Ontology annotation, molecular function: serine-type peptidase activity; palmitoyl-(protein) hydrolase activity. Gene Ontology annotation, cellular component: membrane. NCBI's taxonomy places the organism in Eukaryota, Viridiplantae, Streptophyta, Magnoliopsida, Lamiales, Pedaliaceae. The record is from RefSeq and is a predicted model, not a curated record. Gene Ontology annotation, biological process: proteolysis.